CCCAGUCGCAGUUUGCUCGAAUCAGUUGAAAGAGUGCACGUUAUUCUCUGGGAGCUGUGAAAGUGAAACUCAGACUUGCCGUUACGGUGACCACGACGUCCGCUGAUUGAAUCAAAAAGUGUCCAAGUGAAUUGCGAACGAUUUUCAAGAAUAAGCCAAUGCAGCGUUUUCACCACUUCUCUAUAAAAGUUACCUCAGCUUACCUCGGUCGGUAAGAACCUCGACGAACAUUGUCGAUUCGUUCGGUCUACGACUGAAGAAAUCCUAGAAAAGUGCGUCACCAGACGGUACGUAAGGAUUCUGUGUACCGUUCCCAUUCCUAGAUGGAACCUAACCGUUAAACCGGGUUCGAAGUGUGAAUAGAAUCGCUAGAUGGACUGUUGUCACAAUUGGUUUGGUUAGUAAGGUUAGGUUAAGUCGCCGACGGAGUUGGCCAGGAUUCGAGGACGCGGCACGUUUUUGAUCAUCUUUUUCUAGAGGAAAAUUUAUUAUUCUUCGAUUUUUUUUCCAUCACCAAUCGAAGCGCAACAGUUUGGCCAGUUAUCUUCGGUCAUGGAGGAUCUGAAAAUAGUGAACAUAUCCGUGUGGGAAACAACGAAGCUACAUUUUCUGACAUUCGUUUACGGUGUUUACCUAAUCGUAAAGAGGUUCAUCAAGUGGGCAUGGAACCCCAACCAAUUCUUCGUGCUACAAGAACGCGACAAUCCGCCGUUAUGUUUGGUCGAUAACAGCUUGGGUAAACACUCCUACGUUAAGCUUAAGGGCGUCAAACUGCACUACGUCGAAGCUGGUGAUCGAGACAAACCGCUUUUGCUCCUUCUUCACGGAUUUCCCGACUGUUGGUUGUCAUGGAGAGAACAAAUUCCGGCGCUCGCCGAACACCACAGAGUCGUAGCUUUGGAUCUGAAGGGUUUUGGCGACAGCGAUAAACCAGCCAACAGAAGAGCCUACAGAAUCGAAACCUUGCUGGACGAACUAAAGCAACUAAUUCUAGCCCUAGGGGUAAAAAAUUGCAGCAUAAUUGGCCACGACUUGGGAGGACUUCUAGGGUGGUACAUGGUAGCUCUCCACGAGGAAUUGGUGUACAAAUUUGUCGCAAUCUCGAGUCCACAUCCAAAUUUUUAUUGGGAAGGAUUCACCGGCGACAGUAUCUUCAACGACAAAUGGAUUCACUUUAGUCAGCUACCAUUUUUACCGGAAAUAGACGCCCUUAAAGAAGAUCUCUCGAUAAUAACCGACACUUACAAGCAUCUACAAAUCAACCAGACGGACAAUGAGAAGAAUUACGUCGAGGCGUACAAAUAUUCGUUUAGCAGAAAAGAGGAUUGGACAGGAGCGAUAAAUUAUUAUCGCAACCUGCCGUUCGCUCGUAUAAAUCCAAAAUCUCCGGACCAAAUCCUUACCCGAACGCUGCUCAUAAUUGGAAACCAGGAUCCAAAAGUCUCGUUAGAAAACGUAGUAAAAAGCUCGGAGCACUGCGAAAAAUUUAGCCUGAAGGUGAUCUGCGAUGCACAACAUUUUCCUCACCAGGAAAAACCGGAUAUCGUUAACCAAACGAUCCUGAAAUUCUUGAUAGGCACACCGUCAAGCGUCGAGAAAACAGCAAAUAAAAACAUCGUCUCAUCGUGGCUCGGCUCCAUUAGCAGCACAGUAAAGUACGGAAAUCAGAUGAUCGAUGCUGUUCAUAAAAAAACCAACGGUAUGGUGAAUGGUCUGCCAGGUAAAAUACGAUACAUGGGACAAACGCCGUCUUGAUCUAAUUUGCAUUCUGUUUGAUUCUGAACAAUCUUCUAUACCGGUUGAUUCGUAUCGCUGGUACGAUAAAAAAAGGAACAAGAAAAGUGUCUGUCUUCUAUAAGAACAGCAACGGGUGAAGUUGGGAAUUCGAUAAAUUUUGAAAAUUUCGUAACUCCCAGAAAACUAGAAAUUUGUAUUAUUCGACAUAUCGGAAAUUUGGAAAUUUCUCAAAUAUAAAUUACAUUCCUUUUUUUUUUUCGAAUUCGAAUUAUUUCGAGAAUAGCGAAAAUUCUCAGUAGUUUCGUAAAUAUUCGACGGUAUGAAACGAGUUUCAGGAUUAGAUAAUAAAGAUACGAGGUCUGGUCUCUGAACUUUCGAGUUCACUAUUAAAAAGAGGAAGAAAAUUAGAUGGAUUGGAGUGAGUAAACAAAUUGGAAAGAAAAUCGAAUCGUCAGGAUAUAUCGUCCAAUUAUGUUUACCUAUAGUUAUUGUAAAUAUAUAAUUAUCUAUUUUUACAUAGAUCACUUGUAGCUGUGUUUAAAUACUCUGUAUGAGUGUUAUUUUUCGUUUCUAAGUGUUACAUAUUUUUCUAUUCGUUUUUUCGACGUACGUGUAGAAAAUCUAGGUCAUUCCAUUACGUUAAGUUUAAGCUCUGCGCUUGUUGAGAAGCCCCCACAAUAUAGUCCGCGGCCGAAAUUCUCAAUAUACGAAACAGUCUAGCCCGUAACGGUGACGUAACAGUGACCCAAAAAUCUACUUUCGUCAAUUCGUCUAAACGUUUCUCGACUAAAUUUUCUCAACAAUUUCAACAAACUCGCUGAUCGAAAGAACUUUUUUUUUUCAUACUUUUAUUUCUAGGUAAGGGCUUUUUUCCUUCGAGAAUUUCAAGUUGUGAUAAAAUAAUGAUUUGAAUGACUCGCAGACACUUUGCCCGCGUCGAAGUAACCGCAUUCCGUAAUAAACAACGCAUUCCGAUGAUCUGUUCGUGUUUUCUGUUUAAUUUUAUCCAAAAGUUAUUCGCUUGUUUGUUCUUUCUUUUUUUUUGUCUUUUGUUUGUUUAAAUUUUAUAUACAAAAAAAUACCCUUAUUUUCGUUAGAUAUGUUACAAUUACCACGUGAUUUGCAGCAAUAAUUGUUAUUGUUUUAAAUAUUUACACGGUCGUAGUUUAGUUUUCAUACCUUUAGUACUUUCCUAACUGUAAUAUUUGAACCAUAUUCUAUUAUUUAUUUAAAUAAGUUUGAUGGAAAUUCGUUCCUCGAGGUACCCUACAAAUCACACAUUCACGCGUGCCUGAAUUAUGCAAUCAUUAUUGUCACAUUUCCAAGGUCGACGUCGUCAUUUCUUUAUGUCAAAUUUUUUUCUACCACCGUAUCAUACCCAUUUCUCAUCGUAUUUACGUACACGUACCAGAUAAUCACAUGACGCUCAGUAAAUAUUGCUCAACUUAUACGCGUAUAAGUAUUAGGUAUAUAACGGAUCGAAGCGAGAGAAAAACAAAGUAAUUGUAAUUAUACAAAUCUAAUGCAAUAUAUAUAAAUAUAUAUAUAUUAUACCGCAUGUAUAUGAUUGUAUUUAUAAAAUUUAUAUCUCAAGAAUGUUUCUGUAUAUAUUUACAUAUACAUAUAAUGCAUGAUGUUAAACAUAAAAUACACAUUAAACACCGAGUUAACUAAAAAUAUUCUUUCCGCAUAAUCUUGUUGUUAAAUUAUUACAUGCUACUGUUAUAAUUAACGACUUUCUACGAAUACAGAGACGAAUGGUGAUCGAUUGCGACAAUGAUUACGGGAAUGAGGUAGUCGAAAAUAGA
Messenger RNA from Neodiprion virginianus, 3545 nucleotides. RefSeq names its product epoxide hydrolase 4-like. The record is from RefSeq and is a predicted model, not a curated record. Bases 553 to 1755 code for a protein of 400 amino acids. NCBI's taxonomy places the organism in Eukaryota, Metazoa, Arthropoda, Insecta, Hymenoptera, Diprionidae. Gene Ontology annotation, molecular function: hydrolase activity. The transcript has 6 exons.